Cyprinodon tularosa is the source of this 6166-nucleotide messenger RNA. It is a transcript of the gene cdh4, whose product is annotated as cadherin 4, type 1, R-cadherin (retinal). Gene Ontology annotation, molecular function: cadherin binding; calcium ion binding. Gene Ontology annotation, cellular component: catenin complex; adherens junction; plasma membrane. The transcript is spliced from 17 exons. Lineage: Eukaryota; Metazoa; Chordata; Actinopteri; Cyprinodontiformes; Cyprinodontidae. Gene Ontology annotation, biological process: homophilic cell-cell adhesion; calcium-dependent cell-cell adhesion; cell-cell junction assembly. The coding region runs from base 199 to 2985 and encodes 928 amino acids. The record is from RefSeq and is a predicted model, not a curated record.
CAUCUCUGUCUCAGCGGCACUUUUGCGCCAGACAAGUAGGGACGUUCUCCUGCUCAGCAGCGGAAAAGGGAAAAAAAAAACAAAACAAAACACGGGAAUCCAGGAAUUACUGAGGCGUUUAUUGACGGGAAGAGAUCACUCCCUUUUCCCAGUGAUAAUUUUUUUCCUCUCUAAGAUCUUGGGUUUUUGUUUGCAAAGAUGAUCGCUGGCUGCGUCCUGUUGGCGUGCACCUUACUUGUUGGCGCAUCCUCGGGGAGUAGGGCGGGCCAGCCCUUGAAACCUUCCUGUAGACCCGGCUUCUCUCAGAACUUCUACACGGUGAUUGUCCCCAGAGAUGUACUGCACGGACAGAGCAUCCUCAAAGAUACCACCCUGUCCAGCGAGCGUGUGAAGUUUGAGGAUUGCCAACGCAGCAGAGAGGUGGGCUUUGUCAGCAGCGACCCCAACUUCAGCGUGAGGCCUGAUGGGAGCGUGUACACAGAGCAGGAGGUGGCAAACCUCUCAGAACCUGUCCAGUUCAUGGUGACGGCGCGGGGGCUACAUGAUCCUCACAUCUGGGAGACCACAGUGAAGUUGGCCCUCACCGGACAUCUUCAUCCUCUACCACUCUCAAAGGUCGGCUUUGAAGAAAUGCUGUCACGGGUGUGGGAGUCCCAACCCAGAGUUAUCAAGUUUUCUCGAAGACAUCUGAGAGGUUCCUCUGCCAAUGGUUUGAGGCGGCAAAAGAGAGAUUGGGUCAUCCCACCCAUCAAUGUGCCUGAAAACUCCCGUGGACCCUUUCCACACAUGCUUGUCAGAAUCCGCUCGGAUCAGGAUAAGGACGUUGGCAUUCGCUACAGCAUCACAGGCGCCGGCGCAGAUCAGCCCCCGAGUGGAAUUUACAACAUAGAUCCCAUCAGUGGCAACAUGUUCGUCACUCAGCCCCUGGACAGAGAGGAGAGAGCAUCCUUCCAUCUGCGGGCUCAUGCGGUGGACAUGAACGGGAACCAGGUGGAGAAUCCAAUAGAUCUGUACAUUUAUGUGAUCGACAUGAAUGACAACAGACCCGAGUUCCAAAACCAGGUUUAUAAUGGCUCAGUGGCUGAAGGGUCCAAACCAGGCUCCUCUGUGAUGCAAGUCACAGCCAGGGACUCGGAUGACUCCACCACAGCUAACGGCAUGGUGCGGUAUCGGAUCCUUUCACAGACUCCUCAAAGUCCAAUUCCUAAUAUGUUCACCAUCAACAGCGAGACGGGAGACAUUGUUACUGUGGCAGCCGGCCUGGACAGGGAGAAAGUGUCCCAGUACACCAUUAUUGUCCAAGCCACAGAUAUGGAGGGCAAUCUAAACUUUGGGCUCUCCAACACAGCUACAGCUCUCAUAUCUAUCACUGACAUCAACGACAACCCACCAGAACUGACAGUCAGGACGUUUUCCGGGGAGGUUCUUGAAAACAAGGUGAACGUGGUCGUCACCAACUUGACAGUGGUUGACCGGGAUCAGCCGCACAGCCCCAACUGGAACGCGGUUUAUCGUAUCGUCAGCGGAGACCCCUCUGGACACUUUACCAUUCGUACCAAUCCUAUCACCAAUGAAGGAAUGCUAACAGUUGUCAAGCCGGUGGAUUUUGAAAUGAACCGUGCCUUCAUGCUGACAGUGGUGGUGUCCAACCAGGCCCACCUGGCAAGCGGCAUUCAGUCCUCUCUUCAGUCCACGGCAGGAGUCACCAUCUCUGUCCAGGAUGUGAACGAGCCGCCUGUCUUUCCAAUCAACCCCAAAAUGAUCCGUUUUGAGGAGGGUGUGCCGGCUGGAACCACUCUCACAGUUUUUUCUGCGCAGGAUCCUGACCACUUCAUCCAUCAGGUUGUCAGGUACUCUAAGCUGUCAGAUCCAGCUAACUGGUUGAAGAUCAACAGGACCAAUGGUCAGAUUACCACCAUGUCCCUGUUAGACAGAGAGUCCAUUUAUGUCAAAAACAACAUGUAUGAAGCUACAUUCUUGGCAUACGACAAUGGUAAGUCUGGUUCGCCUCAGGCCAGUGGGACUGGUACCCUCCAAAUUUACCUGAUUGAUGUCAAUGACAAUGCGCCUGUGCUAAUACCGAAGGAGGCCCAAAUUUGCGAGCGUGCCCGUCCCAACUCCAGAAUCAACAUCACAGCUUCGGAUGCUGAUGCCGAGCCUAAUGUCGGGCCUUUUGUGUUUGAGCUGCCUUCGUUUCCUCCAAGCAUCCGUCGCAACUGGACCAUUUCCAGACUGAAUGGUGACUACGCUCAGCUAAGGCUAAGGAUCCCUUACCUGGAGGCCGGUGUGUAUGGGAUCCCAGUCAUAGUGUCUGACUCGGGGAACCCUCCUCUGUCCAACCGCUCUCUGAUCAGGAUCAAAGUGUGUCCCUGUGACAACAAUGGGGACUGUAGUGCAACAGGAGCCGUGGCAGCUGCUGGUCUCGGCACUGGAGCCAUCAUUGCUAUCCUCAUCUGCAUCAUCAUACUGUUGAGUAUGGUUCUGCUGUUUGUGGUGUGGAUGAAGCGCAGAGAGAAGGAACGACAAGCAAAGCCCCUGCUGAUUGACCCUGAAGACGACGUUAGGGACAAUAUCCUGAAGUACGAUGAAGAGGGAGGAGGAGAGGAAGACCAGGACUAUGAUCUGAGCCAGCUGCAGCAGCCAGAGUCUCUGGACCACAUCAUAAACAAACCUACAGGGGUGCGCCGGGUCGAUGAGAGGCCUGUGAUUGCUGAGUCACAAUACCCAGUCAGACCCACUGUACCCCACCCAGGGGACAUAGGAGACUUCAUUAACGAUGGCCUGAGGGCAGCUGACAACGAUCCCACUGCCCCUCCAUAUGACUCCCUGCUGGUGUUCGACUAUGAGGGCAGCGGCUCUACUGCAGGUUCUGUCAGCUCGCUCAACUCCACCAGCUCAGAGGAUCAGGACUACGACUACCUCAACGACUGGGGUCCUCGCUUUAAGAAGCUGGCAGACCUCUACGGGGGAGGAGAGGACGACUGAGCGCAGAACGCAGGCAGUGCGGGGCCGGGGGCUGUGGCAGGGGUCAGGAGAGUUGGGAUAGAAUGAAAGGAUGUAAAACACAGGCAGUGUCUGACAACAUGAGGAGACCUAAGAGGAAUGGACCCUUUCCACGGGCUGCAGUAGUUGGUCGAGCCCGCAGACAAGAACUCUGCUGCAAUGCAACUGUAUUCUGGCUUUAUGGUUUUAGUGCCGAGUUUGUAGUGUGACAUUUUGAUUUUUUUUUUUUCUUCUUUUUUUCUGCUCUCUCGCCGCGCUGGACCUGGAUUCCUCCAGGGACGAAUCAAGGUGUCCGCGAGACACAAAAGUAGUGAAUUUGUGCUUUGAUUGAUUGUUAAAACAAAACUAUCUCCUGCUUUAGUCUGACACUGAAGAGAAUGUUUUUAUUUAGGGAGGGGAGGGGGAGGGGCACUCACAGACUCUCUCUUUAACUCUGUCAACUUGAAUUUCCUUAGAACAGAAGCACUGUCAUUUUAUAAAGUGCCUUUUGUGGUGUGUUUUUGUACCAGACUCCUGCUAUCUCAGGAUUGGUUGCUGUUCGCGCAGUACAACGGGGACGCGAUCUGUCGUUUCCCCGUCGCCCCUCCUGCGCUCCUCAAACCAGCCCUGCCCGUCUGUUUCCUCCUCACCCAUUCGCAGAACAUGCAAACGGCCCCAGCAGCCUGUCCCAGGAGGGGAAGAUGCAUCACAGGGCGGACUAUCUGGACUACCAGAUUUCAUAACCCAUUGAAUUAAAAAAGUUGUAAAAGGAGGGUUGGAUCCCCUCUUCUGCAAGAGCCUGCUCAGUUCACUAGCAUCCCUUCAACACAGCAACAUUUUUAUACACAUCGGGGUUUUAUAAUUUAUUGGAGAAUGCCUGCCUUUCUUCUGUGGACUCAUGAGGUUUAGCAGCCUUUGUGUUGAGACGCUUGCCUGCCCCUUGUAUGGUUUUGUGUUGCUAACUCCACGGUGUAAAGCUUAACGUAGGCAUGAUUCGAUUAGUCGGACAUCGUUAAUCGAGGGGAACUCAAAUGACUCGGAAACAAAGACGCCUCAGAACGAUUCUUCUGGUCGCCUUGAACAUUCCUGUUUGUUUUUUUUCCUGUUUUUUUUUUUUUUUAGACCAACAAAAUAUUUAAAGGUGCAUGUUUUUUUCUUUGGUUUUUGUUCUAUUUUUUGUUUUUUUCCUCAAAUGUUUUACUCAAAGCACUUGUUACUCUGUGGUGAGAAUGUGAAAAUAGUCAGCAGAAACUAUAUGAAUAUACUCUGUAUAAAGACACUGAGAAAAUAAAAAAUACUGUAAAGUACAUAUUUUUCAAGUAUCAAUGACAUAUAGCAGGGAAAAUAAGUAUUAACGCUGGUCAAAAAGAUGUCAGUAAUUAAAUUUAUAAUGGACACAUGAGCUUCAAAUUAGUCAAGAUGUUGGUAACAAUCCAAGCAGUUAAAACAUACAAAGAAAACAAAACAAAUUUCCGCUGUAAAAAGCAGAAGCUGUCUUUUUUCCAAGAAAAUAAAUAGGAAGAUCUUGUGUUAGGUGAAAGCAAAUAGCUCGGUUUAGACCUUUUCAUGUAUUGUUGGUUAAAAUGGUUAUUGGCUUAUCUGAACUGAUGAAUGUUUGGUACAUCUAUUUAAAGAGGCAAACAGUAAUAACUACUGUUGCGCCAAUGCCAUUUUUUGGCCCCUAUACUGAUACCCGAUACCUGGCUGUGCAGUAUACCAUCUGUUUGAAAUUUAUGUAUGUGGAUAUAUGAAGAGCUGCAUACUACUUCGAUGUAAAAUAAUUGCCAUCAUGGUUUUGUCAAGCUGCUGCCUACCUUUGUGAAGCAGGAAAAAAUAAUAAUACAAAGUGAAUCCAGUAGAACUUUUUAUUGCCUACCUGGAAGUGGUGACAAUAGGUGAAUAAUCUUUUGGCUGUCAAAAGGGUAUCGGUGCCCUAUUUUUUGGUACUCGCCGAUAUCGAUAGCUGGAUUGUGGCCCCGCCCGAUACUGGUAUUAGUAUUGGUGCAACACUAGUAAUAACCACACACUCUUCAAGAUUUUAAGAAAACAGAAUGAAAAAAUAACUAAAAGAGUUGCCCACAUGCAAGACACCAUUCCGAGAUUUAUUCCAAAGGACUUGGGAUUGGUGCAUUAAAUUCUUCUUGACCAAAACUGUAAGUAAUGCACUUAAAUACAAUGGUCUGUAAGUGUUUGCACUUAGUGCUGAACAAAAAUCAUGUUCAUUCUCCUUUAAAGUUUGUAGCAGAACAUUUAGAAAAGCCCCUAGAGUGUAGUCUUGUCAGAUAAGACCAAAAUGAAACUCUUUUGAUUCUUUUACAACACAUUUGUAUGAGGAAAAUAUAGGUGAAAUUAUUAUGGUAUGAAACUUUCUUUCAGCAUUCGGGUUCUUUGUAAAAAAAUUUAAGAAGAAAAGAAAGUCAUUUAUUUUUUCUAUUUUUUUUUUGUAGAAAGGCAUCCGUCCAAGACACUCUGCCAUGAUAACUCUCAGCGGGUUUCAGAGAAAAAAAAAUAAUUCUAUUGAUAGGUCCACAAGGAUCUACUGUAGUCAGUAACUUGAAUAGAAUCUGUUUUUCUAAAAAGUAAAUCAAAUAAAAACAAAGAACAUUUCUCCAAUUGUUUCAAGACAGAAUAAUAGGUUGAUUCUGAGUAAUGCAUAUAAAAAGGUCUUAAAGCAAAAAAAAAAAAAGAGCUAUUUUACACUUUCUACGAGUUCUCCAAGAUUGACUAAUUUGUGCUGGCUUCUUUGUAUGUGUAUAUUUCUAUUGUAAUAUCCAUUUGAACAGUCUAAUUACUACCUAUUUACUUAUUAUCUAUUCCAUAAUACUUAUAUUCCCUGCUGUAAAGGUUGUUGCUCUCCGUCUCGAGCUCCUCAGUGGGCUUCGUUGGCCCGUUCAUUUGUAAAAAUGUGGAUCUUCUGUUGAAAAUGCAUUUUUUUUCAAGAUGCUUGUUUAUAAAUUUUCUGCUUCAGUUCUGCUAACUUUUUUCAUUUCACAUCUUUUCUAUAAGAAACAUGCCCUAUCGUCUGCCUCUUACAGACGCUCUCCCUCGGUUGACUUCUUGCCUUGGGACGACUCAUUAGCCAUGCCUGCUGAUAUUAUAUUAUUCAAGGUACUGGAGUUCUUUUAUUUAUUCAUCUCGAUACUGGAUGUGUGCUUCAGGAAAUAAACAACACAUGUUUUGAAAA